This is a messenger RNA of Pocillopora meandrina, 6365 nucleotides long. The record is from the annotation of a GenBank genome assembly. NCBI's taxonomy places the organism in Eukaryota, Metazoa, Cnidaria, Anthozoa, Scleractinia, Pocilloporidae.
UCUAUCAUGUACUUGCAUAUUACUUCGAAGGAAACGGUUCAUGCUUGAUCUGAGAACUUCAACAGAAAAUUAGUUUAGAAAACUUCCGUGAAUGCACGCUUGUAAAAUGUAAUGGAAGCACGAUUGUUUUAUUCCAAUUUCACUCUUGAGUGUCCAAAAGUAAAAGAAAGCGUCAACUUCAAAACAUCGUCUUUCUGACGAAAAAAUGACAGUAGUGACUCAAGUUCCUGUUAAAAAACUCAAUUUAAGUGCAACCCAGGCCACGUGGUUUGCGUUGUAAAGGGAAAAAUACAUGGAAAAUAACUGCAAAGAGUGAUCCAUUAAAUACCCUCUCUCCUCCUCAGUUAGCGUGCGCACCCUAAUAAUGAUAUGUAUGUCUUCAUUACAGCCUACAAUAUCGGACACGAAGGAGAUAUAGUUUUGACGGAGAGAGACUGGAACGUUUACGAGAAGGCACGUUUCAAAAGAAAUGCCGUGCGUCAGAGGAAAAAGAUUUGGCCCAACCGAAUUAUUCCAUAUGAGAUCGAAAAUGGACUAGGUAGGUGAAACCUGCCGAACAUACGCAGUUUAUUUCUCGGCAAGGUUACGAAGGGAAGCCAUCUUUGCUCAAAUCUUUUAUCGCUCUGGAAUAUUGGAAUAUUAAGGCACCCAGUUGUCUCGUUUCCAUGGUAACAACAGUAUCAAGUUAAGUCUGUAUUUUAUUGCAGUAGUUAAGUUUAAAAGUUUAUGCAAAUAUUAGUUGGUUUUCAGUAAAUGUCUUGAUAUUUUCCUAUUUUUCCUACUUUUUGUCAAGAGCUCGCCAUUUUGAUUUCGUCCGUAGAGCCGAGCUUGGAUGGGAUUCACUGUUAGUACCAUUAGUACCAAUCUAUUUCCAAUCUGGGUAAUUUAGUAUUAUCAACUGAGUGGAUAGCGUAAAUUGGCCAUCGUAAAGAGUUUGAAAGCUGACGUUUCGAGCGUUAGCCCUUCAUGAUUCACUUUGACGAAGGGUUAACGUUCGAAACGUCGGCUUUUUUGUGGCCAAUUCACGUUAUCUACUCAAUUGAAAAUACUAAAUUACCCUGUUAUACUCUCCCAUCGACGCAGCAUCACAGUUUCUUUCGAAACUUACCCCCUUACUUUCCAAUCUGUAUGAUGUCGUCUAUAUUUAUUACAUUUUAGACGCAUACAAGAAGAACAUCAUGUCUGCGAUUGAGGAGUUUCACAAAUACACCUGUAUCACUUUUAAAGAGAGGAAAAACGAGAGGAACUGGAUAAAAUUUAGCAAAGGAAAAGGGUGAGUGGAGUUUCAACUGCUUUUACCUGUUUGAACCCUGUGGUAGGCGCGGUGGCCAAUGGUUGGCUCGCUUUACUUCGCGUCGAAAGAUUCGCUUUCAGCCAAUGUGUCGCGUUGAGCAGGAAGACACUAUACUAUCACAAUUCCUCUCUCUCUCCCACCCAUCUUCCCUCUCCAGAAGUAUAAAUGAGUUUCUGUGAACCGUAGGGAAAACUAGACAAAAGCCAGAGGUGUUAACUCCAAUGAGAAGCGUCCUGUCUCGGUAGGGUAGCAGUAUUGCGAGAAAAAGCGUUGUAUGUGCAGAAUUUUUACAAACCCGUUGUCUGAUCGCCUAAAAAGUGCAAUAUACAUUCUUUGUGGAUUAAGAAGUGUUCAAAGUUUUUCUCGUUUUCAACGAAACGUGCUUUUAUUUACACACCUGAGAGCGCUGUAAAAACACAGGGUUUUUCUUGCAAUUGACGUGGAUGCAUUGGUGUUUUGCAGAUGUUGGAGUUACAUUGGCCGAUUGUACUGGUUCAAGGGUCCUCAAAGUCUGUCGCUGGGGGCUAGAUGUAACAACAAAGGAAUAAUUAUGCAUGAGUUGAUGCAUGCAAUUGGGUUUUGGCACGAGCAGUCGAGGCCUGACCGAGAUGAGUACGUGGAAAUCAUCUGGGAGAAUAUUAAGAAGGGUAUGUGAUGCAUCAGUCACGUGUUAUUUGAACUUCAACAAUGUACCUACCACGAUAAUUACCACAAAUGACUACACCCUCUUUUGACAGUAUUCAUCAAAAGUGGAAGCUUCCCACACGAUCCUCCGCGAGACUUAUCGCGCGAGGACGAACGCCAUGACCGUGGAAGGAUUUUAAAAGCGCUAUAUUUGCAUGAAUAAUAUGACUAGGAAAUUUGUGGCAACCAGAUGGAGAAAUGCAAAUUAGAUCAUGAUAAUAAUCGGGCCAAGAAAGCUUUAUUGUGUUUUCAAGCGUUUCAGUCAGGAAACCUGUUCAUAGUCAAUCCUAGCUCAAGGCUGACUUGACACUCCCACUCUGGUCAGUUCAGAGUAAUCCAGUGCAUGACUGUAGUACAUCGGGACAGCGGUCUCGUACAUCCGGGAACUCUAAGAGUGGUGAGAGAGAGCGGGAAAGUAGAGGAGUUAAACCCGAGUUUUUUGUCUCGUGUGUUACAUUAGAACUGUUGCCUUGAAGCAUUUGUGGCGUACCUGUGAGGUAUUCAACUUUACAAUGACCUGCAAAGAUCGCAAAAUGUCAGAGAAAGGCGACAGCACUACUGAUACAUUUUAAGUUUUUUUAUGUGUUAUUUUUUAGGGAUGGAAAAUCAAUUUAACAAGUACAAACAUUCCAAAGUAGACAGUAUGGACUUUGAUUAUGACUACAAUAGCUUGAUGCAUUACAGUAAACGAACGUUCUCAAGAAAUGGUAAACCAACUGUGCGCGCUCUAAACAACCCUUACAUGUCUUUGGGACGCUCAGUCGGCUUCAGUUAUCUGGAUAUCAAGAAAUUAAACGCCCUGUAUGACUGCAAAAGUGAGUGUCUACUCUGAUUUACAGAUUAUCAAAUUAGUUAAUUAAAUGGGUUUUUCAGGCUGAAUAAAACAAGCAUUUUGAUUACUAGUUUUUACUAAUGAUCUCUUUAUCGCAUAAAACAAAUAGACUCUAUGUUGCCGUGUUGCCGCUUAAAUGUGGCAAAAACGUCAGUGUCGCACUCAUUUGCGCCUCGUGUGCCACUUUUUUUUUCUUACGACAUUUUGAGGUCAUCUGUGAUUUACUACUGAACAGACACCCAACAACACGGAAUUUAUUCGUUCAAUAGACAUCAAAACUUCAAACUUUAUGUGAAAAGUCCCGCCAUUAUGGUUAAUUUAUAGCUUUGCCAUUCUACGCAAGCGAGUUCGUGAAGCGCAAAUGUUAUUCAGCUUUUUCAAUUAACGCUUGUUCUUUUUGUAGAUAAGGACAAAGUAGGCUGGAGCGAGUGGUCAGCGUACACCCCCUGUAACAGCAGGUGCAUGAAGUACCGCCAGCGGGUUUGCUUUUCGUCCCGGUCGCACUGUCCUGGGGCCGAUUCUCAUGGAAUAAAAACUGACCGGAGGAAGUGUACCAAAGAGGAAUGUUAUGGUGAGUGAUAUUAUUAUAAGACCAAGUUAUCAAUAUCCUCCUCUCGAUGAAUGUUGGGUCUGGCAAACUAAUAACGGUCUUCUCCCUGCAAAAUUGAGGGCAUCUUAAUUGGUUCUUUUAGUUUACUCUCUAGCUAACUAUGAUUGCAGAUCCACUUUAAAAGAAUGUAGAAUGCUUUAACCCAUCUUUUUUCUCGGAAUAUUUUAGCGCCUGUCAAGGGAAACUGGGGUCAAUGGGGUGUGUGGAGCGCUUGUGAUAAAUCAUGUGGUUACGGCAAACGGAAGAGAACAAGAUCAUGCAACGACCCGGCACCUAAAUAUGGCGGGAAAACGUGCGUGGGAGCAAACACACAAAUGCGCACGUGUAACAUGAAGGCGUGUCCUGACAGUAAGUCAAGUUCUGCUAGGUUUUUGUCUAUGUCCUUUAGAUCUACAUCCUUGAGCAGAUUUUUUGCGUAGUUCCAAUUUAGAUGCAACAUGAACAAGGCAAGAAAAUAUUAGAUUGUAUGGAACAGGAAUGGCUAAAUGAUGAAAACGAUUUAAACAGGUCGCAAACAAAGAACGUGAAAAUCAGUAAGCUUUAUUUUGUGCGAUGUAAAUAAACGGUUAGGUUGUGCCUUUGAAGGACUAGGUCAUGCAGUCUUUUUUAAUUUGUUCAAAACAUACUGGUACGAAAAAGAAACUAGAAAAAAUGCCAAUGGAUGACAUUUAUGUGAAUUUUUUACCCAACAUGUACGGAUCUAUAGGAGUUAAUUAUAUUUCGUGUGGGAAUAUCUCACGAGUGAAAUUAUUUUUCCCCAAAACGAGGCCUCCCCUGGAGAUAAGACUCCGGGUUAUAUAUUGUUAGCUAUGUGUUCCUAAUCAGUGCUCAUUGUAAGAUUAGUCUAUUUAAAAAUUUUCGUUUUAAAAAUUGUUUUUAUUAUUUCUCUCUUUGAAUCAUGCUCGAUAAAUGGACAAUAUCCACGUUAACACAAUUCCUUCUUUUGCAGAUUCAAACGCUUGUGAUUUCGAUAAAGACUAUUGUAAUUGGACAAACGUCUGGAGUACGUCACCAUCUUUUAAGUGGUAUCGUCACAAAGGUCCUACCCCGAGUAGGAACACAGGACCAGGAGGAGAUCAUGGCACAGGCAAUGGUAAGUUUGGACUUGGACUGCCUGUGCUCUUUGUGGAAGGCUUCCCGCUAUUUUAUCGGGAAAUGGAGUUUUUAAAUACGGCAAAUUUGCGAUUGUCACAGCACAUUAACUCUUGGUAUUUUUAAUUUGUUUCUCCGUAGGCUAUUACCUCUACCUAGAAUCCUCUUAUCCCGCGCGGUUUGGUUUCAAGUCUCAGCUAAUGAGCCACUCGCUCAAUCCCUCGGAGGACUGGUGCAUAAGCUGGUGGUACAGUAUGAAUGGUCGGACUGUGGGCCAUCUUAGCGUUUACCUGAUAAACACUGAGUUGGGAACCAAAACGAAACUGUGGUCCAAAUCAGGAGAACAGGGAAAGCGGUGGAAACAAGGGUUCUCUUCACUGAAAUCUGACUCGCAUUUUAGGGUAAGAGAAGAUUUAACAGAGGAUUAACGUUUCGUCUCCUAAAAAGCUAUAAAGCGACAUUAUUCAUUAUGAUGUAAGCAAUCGAAGUUUCGUUUCUGAUAUGGCAGUGAAUGAAUUUAAGAACGGAAAUGUCCGCCGCUGAGCCAGCUUCAAUAUAUUUUAAUCUUUUAAAUCCUAAGAGUGACCAGCAUGUAAUUUCUCCCUACAAUAUGACUCUUAAAUCUCACGUUAAGGUCAUGAGAAGGAACCUUUUGAUUGGCAAACAAAUUCUCCUUGUCAGCGCCUUAGGAAAUGUAUAAAGAACAGUGUGGAGAAUAUGCAUACUGAUAUUAGGGCGUAAAGGGUUAAGGCGCGAGUAGCGCGCUAAACUCCGUAUCUAGGGGUUUGGGUUCGAGGCCAUGUUUCUGUGCGGCCUCUUCACUUAGUCAAUAAUAUACCGUGAUUCCAUCUGUUGAAUUGCUUGUAUUGCAGAUUAUGUUUGAAGGUACACGAGGUCGAGGCUACACGGGAGAUAUAGCAUUAGAUGACGUGCAGUUUAGGAAAGGAUCUUGUCAACUUAAUGGAUUUGUAAAAUACUAAAACAAUGGAAAUGUAUAUAUUUGGGUGAAAAACUGUACUCGAUGGUCUUGAGUGCGGCCCGCGGCCGAAUGCCAUACUCAAGACCAAGGGCACCGUUUUUUUUUUCCAUGCAGAUCAAUUUAGACCACUAAAUAAUCUAUUUAAUUUUUUUGCUGGUUUGUUUUUACCACUUUGUCGGGAAUGGCGUGAAAAAUUCCGUAAAAAGCUGGACCGGUUACGAGUGCGCGAUUAGCCGAUCAGAUUCAUGGAUUGAAAUUCCUGCCCUCUGAUAUACACCAGAAAAAAAAAUUUUGUCAUUUCUCAGACGCUUAUGUAGGUUAUGAUGUGUCAGGCAUUUAGUUUUUCUUACAGAAAUGAUAUAAAAAAGCUCGAAAGCUCACAGAAAUUAAAGAAAGUUUAAAAGACUUUACUACAGUGAUAGAAAAAUAGAUUUUAUUAGGUAUCGUAUACUAAAAUUUUACACACAUCUUCAGUUGUCGUAGAACCUUUGAAACUUUCUACUCCUUAUAAAAAAAAAAAAACUUAAUACAAAAGUGAGAUGAGAUCAUACUCGGCGUUUUUUAGGUACACAUUUGCGACGAUUUCAAUCUGAGUCUUGACUGUAUAUACAAAUCUUUCAGAUAACAUUUUUUUCCUCGGGCUUAUGCGGGGAAAAAUUUCCAAAAAAUAGAUUAAAAGCAUGGUGUAAAAUAGGAACUGUACCAUUGUCAUACUCGAAAGUUUCUAACUACCUUUUAUAGCAUAGUUUACAUAUCGUAGAUGAGUAGAGGGUACAUAUGAGGGGCGACCAUUUGUACCAGACAAAUUUAAUUCCAAACCAAUCUUUUGUAUAAAUUUGCCGAAGCGUCCAAUCUAGUAAUAUAUUUCUAUUCC